AUGAAUAAUCUCAACAACUUGAUUUCAAUUGUGUUCAAUUUAAUUGGUCUAACAAAGGGACCAAGCAAUGUCUCUUUAUGUUAUUUGCUAUCAUCUGACUCUGCAGCAGCAUCUUCAUCAAAUGAACUCAUCAUGGAGAAUAAUGGUGAGGCUGUUUGGUGCUGUGUAUGCUUGUCGAGGUUAAAGGACGAAGACGAAAUUCGAGUCCUUCCUUGCCUGCACAAGUUCCACAAGGUUUGUGUGAAUAGAUGGCUCAAAGGUCGCCACAAAACCUGCCCCCUCUGCCGGUUUUCGAUGGGAGGUGGCGGCGAGGAGAAGUCGCACCACCGGCCCGAAAUGUUCACUGAAGAGAUGUUGAUAUGGUUUUCUUCUUUCCAUAUAGCUGGUAUGUAG
Messenger RNA from Arachis duranensis, 393 nucleotides. RefSeq names its product E3 ubiquitin-protein ligase SDIR1. The record is from RefSeq and is a predicted model, not a curated record. NCBI's taxonomy places the organism in Eukaryota, Viridiplantae, Streptophyta, Magnoliopsida, Fabales, Fabaceae. The coding region runs from base 1 to 393 and encodes 130 amino acids. The transcript has a single exon.